Dracunculus medinensis (Guinea worm) is the source of this 846-nucleotide messenger RNA. The record is from the annotation of a GenBank genome assembly. NCBI's taxonomy places the organism in Eukaryota, Metazoa, Nematoda, Chromadorea, Rhabditida, Dracunculidae.
AUGGCACCGAAAAAAGUAGCAGUUUAUGGGGCCGUUUCCAAUAAUGAUGUUAGCUGUUUAAAUAAAACUAUCGAGGAUCUGACAACUAAGAAAUCUACGGAUGAUGAAUCUGCUACUGCCGAUAGGCUAUUAGCAGAAAAUAUUGUAGUUGUUGCUGGGUUCAAGACUGAAUUCAUUAAGGAGGUUCAUAGUCAUGGAAGGAAGGGGACAGGCAGACCUCGAGUACUUAAAAUUCGUCUCGAUAAGCAUAUGGCCAUGUCUGUUUUGCGUAAUAAGGAUGUGCGCUCCAUCGUUCCCCCUGGAAGUUUUUUGCGAAAAGAUCUGACGAAAAGAGAAUUAUUGCUAGAUAAACAGCUGCGAAAAGAAUGUUAUACACGAAAUCAAAGUUUCAAUCUGAAAAAACUCAUACUAACUGAUAACCCAAACAAUAUUUCCUGUAUCAAUGAAACGUGGUUGAAUGACUCUAUUGAUAAUCGCGAACUAAACUUUGACGGCUUUAUAGUAUCACGCAAGGAUAGAACAAUAAAUAGUUCAAAUAUUCGUGGAGGUGAGCUUAUCAUGCUUAUUCCUGAUUAUUAUAAAUUUAUAACUUUCGAUGAUUAUGUUUGUUCCCCUUUUGAAUCUUUGAUAAUUAAAAUUUAUCUUAAAUAUAACAGAAAUAUUUCCCUUUUAAAUCUAUACCGCCCACCGGGCUAUGGAAGCAAAUUCACUAGGGACCUUUACAACUUGUUACUCAAAUCAACAUUAAUUGGCACCGAUUAUAUAAUUGUUGGUGAUCUUAAUAUGCCAAACAUAGAUUGGGAAAAUAGUUGUUUAAAAAGUAGCAAUAAAUUUGAAGAGGACUAA